Messenger RNA from Cottoperca gobio, 2859 nucleotides. Its product is annotated as ubinuclein-1-like. Gene Ontology annotation, biological process: chromatin organization. The record is from RefSeq and is a predicted model, not a curated record. Gene Ontology annotation, cellular component: nucleus. The coding region runs from base 180 to 2558 and encodes 792 amino acids. The transcript has 15 exons. NCBI's taxonomy places the organism in Eukaryota, Metazoa, Chordata, Actinopteri, Perciformes, Bovichtidae.
AUUGUAAAUAAUUAGUGAGUUUUAGACGUGCAGGAAGAUGUUUGUCAUACUGUUUCCAGUACUUGUGCUCUACUAGGAUGACCGGCUGUGAAUAUGUAGUUUAGUUAGUACUUAAAUUAGGAAAAACAUCAUCACAUAUUCUGCCUUGUUUUGAAGCUGCAGCUCUGUGCAGAGCUGUGAUGGCAGAGUCUCGGAGAGUUCAGUUGACCACGCUGUCCUGUGAUGUCGCUCCGGCCGAACACAACAAGUCUCCGCGAGGUGUCGAGCAGGAGGAAGAGAGGAGUCCGGACGGACCUGCAGACACGGACACAGUCCGACUGUUGCUCACGUUGUUCGAGGCGGACGAGAGAAGCUUUCCGGAGUUCAACUACAGUCAGCUCGUUGACAGCAAGAUCAACCACAAAAAAGGUGAAGUCCCACUGAGCAGAUUUGACCAGGAAGAAAAGCGAGCGAACGACGAGGUCGCUGCUCGUUCGUGGGAGUUGGAGAAAAAAUAUGGUGGCAAACCUAAGAAGAAGGAUCGCAUUCAGGACUUGAUCGAUAUCGGGUUCGGUUACGAUGACGAGGAUUCUUUCAUCGACAACACCGAGGCUUACGACGAGUUCGUGCCGUCCUCCAUCACCACCAAGUUUGGUGGAUUCUAUGUAAAUUCGGGCGUUCUGCACUUCCGCCAGGCUUCUGAGACGGAGGACCUCACGGCCGAAGAGAAAACACUGGAGCACUCAAAAAAACGUAAAGCCAAAGGUGGACAGGAUAAGCCAAAGAAGAAAAGCAGCGUGGAUCCUAACUCGAGCACUCUGUCUGAACUUGGAUCGGAUGACAAGAUGAAGAAGAAGAAGAAGAAGAAAAAGGCUGCCGGCACAUUGAGCGUCACCAGCAUGUUGAAAAAGUUUCAAAGGGAGAAGGAGAAGGAGCGACAGAAGAUGGAGAAAGGAAAUCGGAAGAGCGCCGCAACCGUGGCAGCAGUCGCACUCCCCCCGUACCCGGCAGAUGCAGGCGGGGGCGGAGGUUCAGGGUUGACUGACCCCCUCCUCAGUUUAAUUGGAUCCACCAAUGACCACACUCUUAUCCAAGCGGUCAACGCAGUGGAUUUUGAUAUUGAUUUAGACUCUUUAUUAGAUGUCAGCGAAGCAGCUUCGUCACCAAAAGUAAUGGAGACGCAGCUUUUCAGACCCAGAGCAGAUGAUCUGACCGCGUGUGACGCUGCUCGCUCUGAAGUUCAACCUCCAAACACGGAGACCAGCAUGCAGCUGAAGCCUCAUUCAGAGCAAAUCCAGCUCCUGCCACAAACCAGUUCUCCCUCCCCUUAUCAGUGCGUCCCGCUGCCGGAGGGACUUCCUCCAAGACUGGAAGACAGCGUUCGAAAGCUCACGGUGGUUGCAAAGACCUCCGAGGGAGAAUCAAAACUCAAGUCCUUCACUCCAGAAAUCAACUCCAUACUGCUGGAUAUUGAGCUGCAGUGUCGGGAGCUGGGUGUCCAGUUGCGCUCCAAGGUGUACACGCACCUGUCGUCUUUCCUGCCCUGCAGCAGAGACACGCUCCUCAAGCGCGUAAAGAAACUGUUUCUCGCGCACAUGAAGGAACCCCCUGAUGUGGAGGGUCCCAUGCAAAAACUUAAGGAGGCCAUCAGCAGAGCUAUGCCCGAACAGAUUGCAUGUUUCCAUGAACACUGUCAACUAUACGAGCAAGUCAAGGCUUCAAAGGCAACGGACGAGGAGAAGCUGAGCGUUGGUCCAGAGGACAAUGUGGAGGAGAAAGGUGGGAAGAGAGGAGGUCCAAAGAAGGUGUUCAAAUGGAACGAAGAGAUCAGGGAGAGCUUAGGUCGUGUGUUAAAUGUGAAAAUGGACGGAUAUAAAAAAGAAAAGGGGAGUCAGGAGGUGGAGGAGUUCCUGAAGACCUUGUUGGACAAUGAGGUCAAACCGCUUUGGCCGAAGGGGUGGAUGCAAUCCAGGGUGCUGAUGAGGGAGAGCAGGAAAAUGUUGAGCCUCUUUACUCCAUUCUCAGUAAAGAAGGCCAGGCCUGAGAAAAAGCAGAUCUCUCUCAGUGGUCCUCCCGCUACGUCAGACGUCUGCAGCGUCCUCCAGGCGUCCCCGCGCCUGACUGAAUCGGACGAUGUCAUUAUAUCCAAUUCUAUGGGUACUGAGAUUAAGGAAGCUGCCUUGAGAAAGGUGGAGGGUCAAACGGGAGGGUUAGCAUUGGAUGCUUGUUCCUCUACACCUGCGGAGGCGGCCAAACCUCCGGUCAACUCCACGUCUGCUCCAUCUCAGUCGCUUCUGGAUCUCCUGGCCGAUCAAGCGCUGGCUCGAGAGCAGACUCGCUCAGUUUCCCAGGAGCUCCUCGCAGCAGCUGUUGCAAAAUACAAACGUUCGGUUCAGCUCUGGAGCUUUGGGUUGGACGGCAAAAGUCCUCCUUUUCCUCCUCCGCCUCCUCAGUCCAGCCCCGUUAACUUCCCACACACUGGUGGUGUUCUGUCCCAGCUGCUGCAGAUUGGACACCACAUGGGUGCUGGACAUGUCCAGAUCAUCUCUGAUGAUGAUGAUGACACUACUAUGCUAUGACAACUCCUGGUGCAGAUUUACACACAAUGUGAGCAGCUUCCUUGGAGACUGCACAAGUGAUGGGAUUCUAACAAACACUGAGGAGUUACGACAACAAACUGCUGUUGAACGGAGACACGCAGCUGAUAUUAAUAAGACUUCGUCUAUAGUUGUGGUUCUCUGCUGAAGAUGUGCCGUCAGCUGAGAUGGACGCAUCUUCAGGGAUACUUGUGGUUUAUUUUCCUGCAUGUGGCAAUGAGCCUUUAACUUGUAUGUGAAAGGCUUUGUUUAAAAUGUGAGUGAAUAAAUAAUUAAGAGCUUA